Molecule: messenger RNA, 1242 nt
Organism: Malassezia vespertilionis
Lineage: Eukaryota; Fungi; Basidiomycota; Malasseziomycetes; Malasseziales; Malasseziaceae
Gene: BIO2
Product: biotin synthase
Exons: 1
Coding region: 1-1242 (413 amino acids)
Biological process (GO): biotin biosynthetic process
Cellular component (GO): mitochondrion
Molecular function (GO): biotin synthase activity; 2 iron, 2 sulfur cluster binding
Source: RefSeq, a predicted model, not a curated record
AUGGGGAGCCGCAUACCGACGAGUGCGCGUGCCCUGCGGCCCGUGUUCUACCGCAUGAAAAGCACAGCGGCGGUGAUGCGUGCAGUUCCUUCGAGCGAGUAUGGUUCCCGCCCGAUCGCUGAGGAGCGCUCGUGGGAGCCGACGGCUGCAAGGCGUGUUUGGAGUCGCGGGGAAGUGCAGGCGCUGUUUGACAUGCCGCUCUUGGAGCUCGUGUUCAAGGCAGGUACCGUGCACCGCGAGAACCACGAUCCACAGCGCGUGCAGCUUUGCACGCUGAUGAAUAUCAAGGAGGGUGGCUGCUCGGAAAACUGUUCCUAUUGCUCGCAAAGCAGUCGCUAUUCGACGCACUCGAAAGCGUCGCCGUUGGAGCAGGUCGACUCGGUACUUACGGAGGCGCGCCGAGCGAAGGAGAACGGCAGCACACGUUUCUGCAUGGGCGCUGCAUGGCGCGAGAUUGGCGGCCGGAAGCGUGGGUUUAACCGAAUCCUCGAGAUGGUGCGCGAGAUUCGCGGCAUGGGAAUGGAAGUGUGCACGACGCUCGGGAUGCUGACUCCUGAGCAGGCACAGUUGCUCAAAGAGGCGGGCCUCUCUGCGUACAACCACAAUCUGGACACAAGUCGCGAGUACUACGGAAAAGUGAUUACAUCGCGUACCUACGACGACCGGCUCCAAACCAUUGCCAAUGUGCGUGACGCUGGCAUCCACGUCUGCUCCGGCGGUAUUCUUGGGCUGGGUGAGGAUGAAAAAGACCGCGUGGGCCUGAUUUGGGAAAUGAACCGCCUGCCCACUGCGCCGGAGAGUUUCCCUGUGAAUGCGCUUGUGGCGAUCAAAGGCACUCCCAUGGAAGGGCAGGAGCCAGUGUCGUUCCAGGAGCUGCUACGCACCAUUGCGACUGCGCGGAUUGUGCUGCCCACGACGAUCGUACGCAUCGCUGCCGGGCGUCAGCUUUUCACAGAGUCUGAGCAGGCGAUGGCUUUCCUCGCCGGCGCCAACGCCAUAUUUACUGGCGAGCGCAUGCUUACUACGCCGACCAGCUCCUGGGACCAGGACAAGGCGAUGCUUGGGCGCUGGGGGCUUACGGGCAUGAAGAGUUUCGAGAAGAAGCGUCUCCCGCCACUGGCGAAGGAUGCAGCGCAGCUCGAGUUUGCCGCUGCGGAUCUGGAGCUAGCCGCCGCGUCCCUGGAAGGCAGCGCGCCCGCGCAACCUACACGCACUGUAGCUGGUCCGGCGUCGGUAGCCUAG